Molecule: messenger RNA, 1010 nt
Organism: Haplochromis burtoni (Burton's mouthbrooder)
Lineage: Eukaryota; Metazoa; Chordata; Actinopteri; Cichliformes; Cichlidae
Product: DNA topoisomerase 3-beta-1
Exons: 3
Coding region: 174-851 (225 amino acids)
Source: RefSeq, a predicted model, not a curated record
CGAAAGCACUGUAUCGAACGGUUCAAUAUCGAUACGAGUAUCGUUGCACCCCAGAUGUGUGUUUUCAGACUUGGUGAUGAUAUUGAUCUGAAGUGGCCUUUAGCCACUUUAUGGUAAAAUGUGUAACUGCCCAUGAGUGGCAGUGAGUGAUUCUUAAAUGAAAUGAAGCAAACAUGUGCAUGCAGGCCAAGCCCAGCAGACUCCACUGCUCUCACUGUGACGAGACCUAUAGUCUUCCCCAGAAUGGAGCCAUCAAGCUUUACAAGGAGCUCCGGUGUCCACUGGAUGACUUUGAGCUUGUGCUUUGGACUUCAGGGGCGCGGGGAAAGAGCUACCCCCUGUGCCCCUACUGCUUCAGCAACCCGCCAUUCAGGGACAUGAAGAAAGGUAUGGGAUGCAAUGAAUGUACCCAUCCAUCAUGUCAGCACUCUCUCAACUCGUUGGGCAUUGGACAAUGUGUGGAGUGUGAUAGUGGAGUUUUAGUGUUGGACCCCACAUCUGGUCCAAAGUGGAGGAUGGCCUGUAAUAAAUGCAAUGUGGUGGUGCACUUCUUUGAACAUGCACACAAAGUGCAGGUUGCUCAGGAGAGCUGUGAUGUCUGUGAUGCCUCUCUAGUUGCAGUGGACUUUAACAAGACUCGCACUCCUCUUCCUGCCAGUGAGACCCAACACACUGGCUGUGUUUUUUGUGAUCCAGUGUUUCAGGAUUUGGUGGAGCUCAAGCAUGCCACCAUGCGGCAUUCCAUGUACCGUGGUGGGGGUGGGAGAAGAGGAGGACGUGGACGUGGACGUCGUGGCAAUGCUAAAAAACCUAAAGAUAAAAUGGCUGCCCUAGCUGCUUAUUUUGUAUAGUUUCUGUGUGUAUAUUGUCCUUUUGCAUGUCAUUACAUGAACUGGUUUUCUUCUGAUAAUGAAUCUAAAUAUGGUAAAUGGCCUGUAUUUGUAUAGCGCUUUACUUAGUCUCUGUUGAACCCAAAGCACUUUACACUACUUUCAGUCAUCCACCCAUUC